Pyricularia oryzae 70-15 is the source of this 666-nucleotide messenger RNA. RefSeq lists its product as uncharacterized. The transcript is spliced from 6 exons. NCBI's taxonomy places the organism in Eukaryota, Fungi, Ascomycota, Sordariomycetes, Magnaporthales, Pyriculariaceae. The coding region runs from base 1 to 666 and encodes 221 amino acids. The record is from RefSeq and is a predicted model, not a curated record.
AUGGGCAGUCCCGCUAAAUGUUCACCACCCACUGAGCCCAUCCGGCUGAAAAAGGACGCGAUCUACUUCUUAUUUACAGCGCAGAACCUAGUCCGGCAUCCCAAAAGCCCGCUCAAGCCUCUAUUUCGCACCGUGCUCCUCACGGAUCCGUUGGUUGACCUCCGGAAUGAGGUUGAGGAUUUCACCAUCAAGAGCAUGUACCCUGGUUUUACUAUCAAGUUCCGGCUGAUGGAUGGCACAAACUGCCAGGGAGGCCGUUGCAAGAUGCCAGCGAGCCCGCAAACUCAUGCCCAAAAGGCCCGCUGGAUAUAUCGAGACGUCUUUAUGGCUCUAAUCUGCAGCAAAUUGAACCGAAGACCAAGCAAACAUAGUGUCUUUGGACCAACCCCACAUGCCCGGUGGCUUUCCAUUGUUGAUCGGAUAAAAGUAAAUGAAGUCCUUCCACCCAUCUGCUACAAAAAGGAUAGUUCGAUUCCAGCUUUACCAAAAUAUAUAAUUUGCACUGGGUACCGUUACCACACCACUGACAACACCAACAGGAACCGAUACCACUAUUGUUACUACCAUUACCGCCAUUACAACCAUUACCUUUUAACUAAAACCAGCGGUGAGGAAUUAGGGUUAGCGGCUACGGUUAGGGUUUCGGGUAAUCCAACAAGAAUGUAA